UUUCGAAGCAUGUGCCUGCUGUUCGUGUACAUAAAUUCGGACCCGAAGGAAGGGGAUUAUAAGUUGAUUUUGGUCAACAAUCGCGAUGAAAACUACAACAGGCCGACUAAACCAGCUCGCUUCUGGGACUCGGGUAUCUUGGGGGGGGCUGACAUGUUCGCAGGCCGGGAAGGAGGCACGUGGUUGGGCAUGGAUUCGGAACGGCAACAUUGCCUGUUUGCUCAAUAUAUUGCAACCGGUUGAUGAGUUUAUGAAAGAUCAAGCAGCUCGAGGCUUUCUCGUCGUAGAUUUCUUAUUGGGACACGCCAAUGGCUUUGAAUACAUGAGGAGCAUUGCAGAUUCAGGGGUAAAGUAUAAUGAUUUUAACUUGGUGAUUUUGGAACCAGCAGGUAAUAGCUAUAAAAUAGGGUAUUUUAAUAGUUUGGAAAACGUCCCUCAAGUUAUAGAGCCCGGAGUCCUCGGCUUUGGGAACAGCGUGGUUGAGAAGCCCUUCAAAAAAGUUCAAAGAGGCAAGAAGAAAAUGGAGGAAGUCGUCAGCUGUUUCGGGAAGAGGAGCUACCAGAAACAGCUGAUCCACGAGCUUUUCGAAAUAACGAAAGACCGCGAGACGAAUUUUCCAGACGAUCAGCUGACUUACCAAGGUCGCCAAUUCUCGAAGGACUUUUUAGACGAGUUGUGCAGAAUACGGGUCUCCUGUACAUCAGAAAACAUUGGGACAAGAACAACAACAGUCAUACUGGUAGGUCACAAAGGCGCCGUUACACACAAAGAGAAGACAAUGGAGGAACCAAUUGAUAUAAAUAAUGUCAAGUGGAUUGUCAAUAGUUACGAUUUUAAGCUACAGAUAUAG
Molecule: messenger RNA, 850 nt
Organism: Penaeus vannamei (Pacific white shrimp)
Lineage: Eukaryota; Metazoa; Arthropoda; Malacostraca; Decapoda; Penaeidae
Source: RefSeq, a predicted model, not a curated record